CCGUCCGCUCUCCCAUAGAUAAGCCAAUGAGGGCCAGACUAGUAGUUGGGUCGGUGACGACCAGCGAAUCCCUGGUGUUCUACGCCUAUAUCUAUUCCUACGGAGAGGUCAUCGUUCUUGUAACCAAUUUGACGAUGACUUCAUUCUCCGCCUCCAUGCUGCAUCCAGAAUGGGUCCCUUUUGUUGCCAUCUGGUCUCUCGCCAUAUUGGCCACCUGUACUGUUCUUCCACCAACAGUCCAGCCGUUCGCUCAUACAUGGAUUCUUAGCAUCAAACCUUGACAACUUUGUUGUAUAGUUCAUUUCGAGUAGUCAAUAGCUCUUCAACAAUCCUACUACGUGGCUGCCGUUCGAAAUCUCAGUACACCCGCCGUUUGACGCUGACGCUAUCUAUUCUACACUACAGCGGGCAGUUGGUUCCAAACGCCUAGAAGAGUAACGUCCUCUCUGAGUGAAAGAAAGCCUUACCUGUAGUUGUAAUAUCGUUGACAACCAAAGGGAUUUCGUCCCCCCAAAAGGCUCUUUUUGCAUGGGAUCCGAAUAGUAAAUAGUGUCCCGUUCAUUGCCUAGUAGCCUGCGAAAAGGUUCUCGUCUUUUUGGUUCUGGAUGCGCGGUUCAGUGACCAGACGUGGUGGACAUAGAGUUGCAGUUAACCUGAAACCGGCC
Molecule: messenger RNA, 665 nt
Organism: Neurospora hispaniola
Lineage: Eukaryota; Fungi; Ascomycota; Sordariomycetes; Sordariales; Sordariaceae
Exons: 2
Coding region: 27-281 (84 amino acids)
Source: RefSeq, a predicted model, not a curated record